GGAACUGGGACCGGCGAGGAGAUCAUGUUACCAAAACGUGUCAACGUAGUGAAGCUGUAACUGCGCAGCUAGUACUAUCUUUGGCGUAGCUGUCUUAACGAUGGCAGAGUUGUUGUUUUGAAGGGUGUUCCUGAAGUAACUAUUCGCCCUUGAAUACGCUUUGUGGUCCGUUCAUUGGAGUUGAACUGGGAAUGAGAAACCGAUUCAUUCCUGUACUUUGAGCACCGGGCAUUUGUGGGCGGAUCUUUCCGAAUCAUCCAGAAUGUUGGGCAUUUUAGCCAGGACGAUGGCUAAGGACCUAUGGUACAAGGUGAAACCUUGUGGCCGCCUGGUUAGGCCUGUGGCGCCCACGCGCAUACCCGGGCGCUACCUGAGCCACCAGGAGGGCCUCCCCAAGCUCCCAGUGCCCUCCCUCCAGCAGACGUGCGAGCGCUACCUGGCCAUCCUGGAGCCCAUCGUGGAUGAGGAGGAGUUGAGCCACACCAAGGAGCUGUUGGCAGAGUUCCAGAAGGCUGGGGGGGUUGGGGAGAGGCUGCAGAAGGGCCUGGAGAGAAGGGCCCGCAAGACUGAGAACUGGCUGUCAGACUGGUGGCUGACUACAGCCUAUCUGGACUACCGGAUGCCCGUAGUGGUCCACUCUAGUCCCGGGGUGGUCUUACCCCGCCUGGAGUUCAGCGACCGCCAGGGACAGAUGAGGUUUGCGGCCAAGUUGAUCGCUGGCGUUUUGGACUUCAAGACAAUGAUUGACAAUGAGACGUUACCAGUGGAGUACCUGGGUGGGAAGCAGUUGUGUAUGAACCAGUACUAUCAGGUCCUGUCCUCAUGUCGCAUCCCCGGCCUGAAGAGGGACUCGGUGGUCAACCACGCCCAUCGCUCCAGGCCUCCCACUCACAUCACUGUGGUGCACAACUUCCAGUUCUUUGUCCUGGACGUGUACAACAGUGAUGGCACCCCGCUGACGGUAGACCAGUUGUACAUGCAACUGGAGAAGGUCUGGAGCUCGUCCCUGCAGACCAACAAGGAGCCCAUCGGCAUCCUCACCUCUAACCAACGCAACAGCUGGGGCAAGGCCUACAACAACCUUAUCAAGGAUAAGACAAACAAAGACUCUGUGCAGGCCAUCCAGAAGAGCAUCUUCACAGUGUGUCUGGAUGCUCCCAUGCCCUGCGUCUCAGACGAGCUGUACCGCAGCCGAGCCGCUGUCCAGAUGCUCCACGGAGGGGGCAGUCGCUGGAACAGUGGCAACCGCUGGUUCGACAAGACUUUGCAGUUUAUCAUUGGAGAGGACGGGUCAUGUGGUCUGAUGUAUGAGCACGCCCCUGCUGAAGGCCCGCCUAUUGUGUCCUUGAUUGACCACGUUGUCGAGUACACGAAGAAGUCUGAGAUGGUGCGUACCCCCAUGGUCCCCCUGCCAAUGCCUCAGAAACUACGCUUUAACAUCACGCCAGAGAUCAAAAAGGACAUCGAGAAGGCCAAGCAGAACAUGAACAUAAUGGUUCAUGACCUGGAUGUCAAAGUCAUUGUUUUCUCCCACUUUGGCAAGAACGUCCCCAAGACCCACAAGAUGAGCCCCGAUGCCUUCAUCCAGAUGGGACUACAGCUGGCCUACUACAGGAUGUAUCAGCGGUGCUGUGCCACCUAUGAGAGCGCGUCUCUGCGUAUGUUCAAGCUGGGUCGCACCGACACCAUCCGCUCCUGCUCCAUCGACUCUGCUAAUUUCGUCAAGGCCAUGGACGACCCAUCCAAACAGAAGAUAGAAAAAGUGACCCUACUGGAGAAGGCUGUGAAAGCCCACCGGGCAUACACUGACAUGGCGAUCCAUGGCCAGGCCAUAGACCGACACCUUCUGGGGCUGAAGCUGCAGGCCAUCGAAGACCUGACCUCCAUGCCUGAGAUCUUCAUGGACACCUCGUACGCUGUGGCCAACCACUACAACCUUUCCACUAGCCAGGUGCCAGCCAAGACGGACUGUGUGAUGUGCUUCGGGCCCGUGGCACCCGACGGCUAUGGCGUAUGCUACAACCCCAUGGCAGAACACAUCAACUUUGCCGUGUCGGCGUUCAACAGCUGCAAUGAGACCAAUGCGGCCCACAUGGCCCAGAGGCUGGAGGAGGCCUUGCUGGACAUGAGGAUGCUGCUGGAGAGCACCCCCAAGGCCAAGCUGUGAGAGGAAAACCGAGAUGGACCUAGUUCAGGGUCAGACUAGGCUUGGCUGAACACUGCUUCAGACUUAGGCCACCACAGACUGUCUGAUACAAGACCGCUUAAGACCGCUUCAGAUGGUCCAAGGCCUAUGCCACCAUUGACAUCUUGCCUCAGACCUGGUUCAGAGCCCGGCCAGGCCACCACAAACGGAUACAAGAUCGAUUAAUACCGCUUCAAACCAGAUUUGGGUGUUUUAGCUAGUACAUGGUUGCCAUCAUUACAGUUGCGGUUUGGUGUACAACAGUUUGAUGGCGUGUUGUUUUUAUGACAGAUUGAAUGAUUUAUUGACUGUAAUAUUAAGACUAUUAAAUUCACGUUUAUUGUUCAUAAAAAAAUAAAAUUCAGGUUUACUUGUACAGAUCGAAUCAUAUUCUUUGUAUUACAAUCAUCAUUGUGGAUGAGCCUGUGACAAAACAAUAGCCUGGUCCCAAAUGUAUUUCUGCACAAGACCAUAGGUGUUGGCAAGACGGCACAAACAGAUCUGGAAACAGGUUGCAAAAUAGAGUUUGAGGAGUGGAGUGGAUCACUAAAAAGAGAUCGAAUCAUUAUGGCUGUGUUUAAAUUGUGUAUAAUUAAAUGAAGAACAGUAUGUUUGAGAUUGUCGCAAAUACAGUGCAUGUUAUUUGGAAGAGCAAGUGUGUGAGUGGGAUACUGGAACUUUGUACCUGCCUUGCCUUCUGGGAUUUCCUUUACAUUUUUUUACACUAAUUGUGUAAAUACCAGUGUUGGGGAAGCUACUCAAAUAUAGUUUACCAAGCUACCAAUUACUUCACACUGGAAGAAGGUAAGCUACACUAAAGUUACCCAUAAUAAAACUAUAGUUACUUUGAAAAAGUAGUUCAGUACAUCCAAACUACUUUGUGAAUAAGUAUAUGUAAAUACUGCAAAAUGUAGUUCAUUUACUAGUUGAACUAUGUGUAGUUCACUACUCCCCAACACUGGUAAAUACAGACAUUUGAAUUUUGAUGGUACUUGUGUGUCUGUCUGGGUUCUGAAUGCUGUAAAUAACACUGGUUAUGUACUUAAUGCUGGUGAUUAACAUUAAACAAUUAUUUGUGAAAAUCA
Molecule: messenger RNA, 3270 nt
Organism: Salmo salar (Atlantic salmon)
Lineage: Eukaryota; Metazoa; Chordata; Actinopteri; Salmoniformes; Salmonidae
Gene: crata
Product: carnitine O-acetyltransferase a
Biological process (GO): carnitine metabolic process, CoA-linked
Cellular component (GO): peroxisome
Molecular function (GO): carnitine O-acetyltransferase activity
Source: RefSeq, a predicted model, not a curated record